CCCCUACAAGCUACAACUCACACAUUGACAGACUAUAGACUACAUGCUGCCGACUCCUACUCAACAGUCCUACUCAUACAUCACUUCUCCAUCCGAAUCUAGCUGCACACUCAACUUCCGCAGCCAUGUCGCUGCCGCUCCACCUCCGAGCUUACCAAGAGCCGACCCGUGACGACCUCACCAGGCUGCUCUUCAACGUCCCCCCUCUCCUCUGGGUCAUGCCUCAGGCUUCUCCCUCUUACGACCCAGCCACGGACCCUAAACUGGUCAAGGAUCCGAGGCAUGAACAGGCAAUGAAGGAAAAGAUGGAGUCGGGUGGGGUAGGCAUGAUGAACGGGACCAUGGGAAUGGAGAUCAGCGCGAUCCUGAGCGUGGAGGGUAAAGACGAGGUGUAUUCGGGCAAGCUACACCUUCUCCCUCCCUUCCUAUGCUUCAUGUCUUUGGACAAACGGUCCGCCCGGUUCUCCCUCCCUCUCUAUACCAUCCGUAGGGUCGAACGGCUGAAUUCGAGAGCGGGCGUGUUCGCGCUGAGCUUGGCGACAUGGCACGGGCUGCGGAUUAUCCUCCAACUCACUUCCCUCCUCCCGACGGCGGAACACUUUUCCAUCCUCCUCCGGGACGCCCUCAAAGCCCAGCUUUCCGAGAUGAAACUCCUCAAACCUUUCCUUCCUACCCUCUAUUCCGAGUACUUGUUGACUCAACCGGCGUUUCUGAACAAUCAGCCGUUGGGGAUGAACACGCCGGCGGAGGAAAAGGUGGACCUGAUAAACCUCGGUUCGGACCUCGGUGGAGGUGGUCGGGAGAAGAGUACGAAUGCCAACCCGAAUGCGCCGGCGGCCGAUGCCAGAGGUCCAGGAGGAGACGGGAAAGGAGCUUACGAACGAGGGUUGGGAGAGACGUUUGGGUAUCCCGGAGAUGCGAGAAAGUUGCGAGAGAGGAGCAAGAUCAAGUUGUGGAGAGAAUAUUUCGUGACCCACGGGAGGAACUUGACCCUCUUGCGAUAUCCGCCUUUUCAGCGGUUGUUGCAAGUCGGUCUACCUUCGAGGCUUCGAGGAGAAUUGUGGGAGACGCUCAGCGGUUCACUAUACCUCCGUUAUGCAAACCGAUCGACAUAUUCCAGACUCUUGGCGGAGAACGCCAACCGGACGACUUCCGCAACGGACGAGAUCGAAAAAGACCUCAACCGGUCUUUACCAGAGUACAAGGCUUAUCAGUCCGAAGAAGGCUUGUCUAAAUUGAGGAGAGUGCUCGUGGCGUACAGUUUCAGGAAUCCCGAGUUGGGGUAUUGUCAGGCAUUGAACAUCGUCGUCGCCGGAUUGCUGAUUUACAUGUCCGAGGAACAGGCCUUCUGGUUGUUGGAAGUGCUAUGCGAUCGGAUAGUACCGGGAUACUAUACCCCUUCUAUGGAGGGGACAUUACUAGAUCAACGGGUAUUCGAGGCUUUGGUAGGUCGGUGUCUACCAAUGAUCCAUCAACAUUUCAAGAGCGUCGAUGUGCAGAUCUCGGUGGCUUCAUUACCGUGGUUCUUGAGCUUGUAUAUCAAUUCGAUGCCCCUGAUCUUUGCUUUCCGGGUGGUCGAUUGCGUCAUGGCGAUGGGCGUCAAGGUGAUCUUCCAGAUCGGCCUAGCCGUGCUCAAGAUCAACGGCGAAGAGCUUCUGGAGAUCACGGACGACGGAAUGUUCAUCAAUGCAAUGCGGUCUUACUUUGCGACGUUAGGCGACUCGGCACAUCCUGAUCACUCGGAUCCUCGUGUCCGAGCCAUCACCAACUUCCAAGAACUGCUCGUCGUGGCGUUCCGGGAAUUCAACGUCAUCACUGAAGAGACGAUCCAGUCGGAAAGAAAACGUUUCCGCGCAAUCAUCGCGGACGAGAUCGAAAUGUUCUCCAAGCGCGCCGCUGUACGGAAUCUCAAGUUUACAGGUCGGUUCAACAAGGAGCAGGUCACAACGAUCUAUGACAAGUUUUUCGCCGCCGUCUCUUCGCCCCUUGUGAUGUCGGUCAACCCAUCGCCCAAAGCGACACCGCCCGUCACGCCAGGUAGCGCUCAAGAUUCGGCAGGUCGGCUAGAGACAAGGAUCGACCUCAAGACGUUCAAGUUGUUUUUGAGCGACAUUUGCUCUUGGGCCAGAGACGAGAUUGUCUAUCAAAACGCCUUUUCCAACCGGACCGAGAAGAAGGUCGCCGAGCACGAACUCGUUGAGAGGUUAUACUUUUCAUGGGACACCUCUCAUCAAGGGUACCUCUCGCUGCAGGAUGUGGUGGCCGGUUUGGACACCGUCAUGUUUGCGGGGCUGAUGGAGUCCAUCGAGUGGUUCUUCCACUUGCACGACAAGAACAAGGACGGUUUCCUGACCAAAGACGAAGUCAUUCAGCUUUCGGAAUCUCUCCUCUUCAUCUUCCGGAAUGAGCCAGGCGAUGCCUACUUGGCUGCGGUCUCAAAGUUCAUCUUAAACGCGUUCGAUUUUGGUGAUGCGACGGCACCGGAAGAGAGCUUGCAACCUGAUCAUGCCGACGAAGAAGUGCCGACAGCGGGAGAUGAUCACAACGCCACACAGAACAGGAAGCGGGCCGAAAGCGUUAGCAGCCCCCACAACGCUCCUUACUUGAACCUGGCAACGUUUAGGAUGGUCAUUCUGGCCGAUGAGCUGCUCGAGGGAUUCUUUGAUUCCGAUCUGGCGGCGUCAUUCCGCCUAGACGCCGUACCCGGCGAGUACCAUGUAACGCAAGCGAAAUCCGACACCCUGAUCGGCGGACUCGUGAACAUGGUCGUGACCAACGAGAAUAAGUCUCGAUUCAACCGCUUUGCUGACGGGCUCGGUUCGGCACUGGGUCGUCACGCCGAGUGGCGAAAGCCUGCUAUCGGCAAGAGCGAUCCCGUGCACAUAACGUCGGACGUCCAAACAAGAGAAUCGCUGCUCAACCCGGCUCAACAAGAGGUGCAACGAUUGCGCAGUCCGUCAUCGGCCUCUUCGGCCACAAUGACAAGCACGGCUUCGCAGAUGCCUUCGAGAAUAAGAGCGCCCUCGACAUCGUCAACUAUGGACAACAAGCGCAAGGACGAGGCGGAUAUGCUAAGAGCAGCGCAAGAAGCCAUCAUGCAUAGGCCAAAUUUCGCGAUCGAUGCGAUCGGUGACACUGACGAAGACGCACCGGGAGGCGAGGACGAAGAGGGCGUCAUGGACGAGGUAGAAGCUUUCUUGAAGGCAAACGACACCGACGAAAAGGGGCUGACGGGUGAAGCCAAAGCCACCGCUAAUGAUCUACUGACUGCCGAGCCUAUCCGAUGAACGAUGCCGCAGGACGGCCUGCCAUGUACUAUGCACGACUGUGAUGCAAUGGGCGACGACCAUGUUGUUUGAUAGUGUACAUGCUGAUAUAAAGAUACCACAGCCAUGUAAAGUAUC
Molecule: messenger RNA, 3404 nt
Organism: Filobasidium floriforme
Lineage: Eukaryota; Fungi; Basidiomycota; Tremellomycetes; Filobasidiales; Filobasidiaceae
Product: putative GTPase-activating protein
Exons: 16
Coding region: 126-3287 (1053 amino acids)
Molecular function (GO): calcium ion binding
Source: RefSeq, a predicted model, not a curated record